Molecule: messenger RNA, 2090 nt
Organism: Zingiber officinale
Lineage: Eukaryota; Viridiplantae; Streptophyta; Magnoliopsida; Zingiberales; Zingiberaceae
Exons: 5
Coding region: 357-2090 (577 amino acids)
Source: RefSeq, a predicted model, not a curated record
GCUCUAAAAAGCUGGCUUUCUCCUCGAUUUCUACCAUUGAUCCAUGUCUCCUCCUCCUCAUCUACUUCCCUGCUUAGAUCCAUGCGGAAACAAGCGCUGAGAAAGGAAACGAGAGAAUAUUUACCAAAAAGGGAUUUGUGGCUGCAAAUCGGUUAAUCCAUCUCUUCUUUUUUCUUGAGAAUUGCACAUUGAGUUUGACUUAUAUUUUCCUUGUCGAUCUUCAUCAUCAUCAUCCACUCUGUCAUUUGUCUGAGUCUGAAGAUUCAGAAAUCAGCCAGUGACCUCCUUUGGCAGUUGAAUCUUAAGUUAUUGCGUAGCUGAUAUUGAAUCUAGUGGCAAUAGAUGAUUAAGUGCAUAUGAAGGAUCACAUAUUGGAGGAAUAUCUUACUUUUUUCGACUCCGGUAAAAUGGAUAAAUCCCACAGAUCGGCACCGAAGAAGCAUGGAGAUGGUUUCGAAGCUCCCCGGAAUAGCUUGGACAUAUCCAGUGCAUCUAGAGGGUAUCACUGUGUCACUGGAGAUGUUCAGAGGUUGAUUGAUGGAGAGACAUCUAGUUCUAGGCAAACAAGUGAUAGAUCUGUUGGACCGAGUGUCGUUGCCCGAUUAAUGGGAAUGAACUCAAUUCCAGAACAAAGUCUGAAAGUUCACACAAAGGAACAUGAAAUCUAUAGAUCAAGAAGAUUGAUGGAAGCAAGCAAAGCCACCGUGAGUUCUACAUCCUCUAGGGAAUCAAAGGACAGCUUACUCGUAAAUAGUAAAGGAAGACAUUCAAAAGCUGAGAGCAGAGGAAAGCCACACCGACGACAACAUCCACAAGAAGAGCAGCUGAAGAAGUUCAAGGUGGAGUUUGAGGCAUGGCAGGCUUCCAAGUUAUGGGAACAUUCAAAGCAACUGAAACAUAAGACAGAUGGAGAUGGCAUGGAUUACCAAACCCUCCUUGCACAAGAAAUUCUGUGCAAGGAAAAAAUGGCUAAGUAUUUGGAUACCAAUAAAAAAGUGACCGAAAAGAAUCCCACCGGCCUCAUAGCUCAAGGAAAACAAAUAAUUGAUACAAAAGAAGAGGUCAGUUUUGAUUGCUUCCGAGUUACUAAGACUGAUAGGAAACAAGAGAGAACUAAUUCAGCUACACGAAUAGUGAUACUGAAGCCUAAUUUUGAGAGGAUUGACGGCGACGAGGAGCAAUUAGCUGCAUCCUCUGAUCAGUUUGGGAAGGAAAAUAGCAUGGAAGAUUUUCUUGAAGAGGUGAAGCAAAGGCUCAGAACUGAAGUUCAAGGAAGGAGUAGAAACAAUUUUGUAUCAAGAGGAAAUGUAGUGAGGACUUCAUUUGAUGAAAGCGCGAUGAAUCCAAAACAAAUUGCUCAUGACAUAGCAAAACAGAUAAGGGAAAGUGUGACCAGAGACAUGGGAAUGAAUCUGUUGCGAUCAAACUCAACUAGAACUGUUAGGAGUGACAUGCAAAUUAGUCCGGUUGACUCACCGGAGUUCAUUGGAAGAGAUAUGAGGAAAUUUCUAUCCCAGAAAUCAAAGAAUGUGCUAAAAAAUGAGUUACUUUUGGAGAAUCCUUUAACUAUCCAUGGAGAUUCAGGUGCUUCCUCCAACAAAGGAAAGAAAAUAUCAAAGUUGAUAUCUGAUUUCUCAGACAAAGUGAAUGAAUCAGAUCCAAGUCCAACUCAGAAAUUUCUGACAAUCAACUCAGAUUCAGAACCACAACGGAACCUGAUCAGAUCAUUUUCUGCACCAAUGUCUGGAACAGAUUUCGGGAAGCUCCUCUUAGAGGACCAGCAUAUUGCUUCUGCUCAAAUUCACAGGAAGCAUGAACCAUCUGAUAAUAAUUUUUCAGAAACAAGGAAACAAAGAAAGGAUAGUUUUAACUUGAAAGGAACAGUUUCCAAUCUAAAACAUAAUUUAAAUCUUAAAGGAAUGUUGUUUGGGAGAAAGAAUCAGCCAAUAAAGGAAUCAACUCAAGGCAAAUUCAUUUCAGUAGACAAAACAGCCAUGGCUCAGGCAAGGCUGUUCUUAACUUUGUCGAAACUAGUUUAUCUGCUAUUAGCAACUUGUAUCAUUGUUUUGAUGCAAACUAUUUUUUUGUAG